Molecule: messenger RNA, 761 nt
Organism: Tripterygium wilfordii
Lineage: Eukaryota; Viridiplantae; Streptophyta; Magnoliopsida; Celastrales; Celastraceae
Exons: 1
Coding region: 214-612 (132 amino acids)
Source: RefSeq, a predicted model, not a curated record
UCCAUAACAGUUGAAAGAGAACCUGCACCACAUGAUCAAUCCCUUUGACUAGACAAAUGAACGGCUAGUAUUCAACCAGUUGCAACUCGGUUUCAACACUUAUUGACCACCAAAUCAGAUUUGCCCUAUUUUCUCUUUAUAAAUACCCUGGACCUGGACCCUGGAAUUCUCAAUGACCUCUUUAGUUUGUGGAAAACAAAAAGAAAAACCUCCAUGGCCUACUCUUAUCAUGAAAGAAGAAGCUCCAUCUUUGAUUUGUUUUCUUUAAACCCACUGCCAUAUCCAGUUCUCUUAAUCCUGGCAGUGAUAUCAAUAUUUCUUGGGAUGUCAUGGUACUUCUCUUAUGAAGAAGCUGUUGAGGCUGCAGAGGAAACAAUGGGUUGGGCACUAUUGGCUGUGCCAGUUGUGUUGAUAUUUCUAGUUCGCUGGUUGUCAUCUAUGGAAAAUCAUGACAUGUUCUUUGGCUGGUCGCCUUGGGACAAGCGCGGCCGGACUUACUACGGCCCAUCGUCGUCGGAGGGGAGCUCACCGUGGGGUGUUGCUGCCUUGAUUGUGUUGCUGUUGAUUUUGUUGCGGUUUCAAUCUGUCUUUCUUGAUAGCUGGUUUGGUUGAUGUUUUAGUUAAGACUUUGUUGGUUAAUUAAUUACAAGUGAUGUUUGUUUUUGAUAGAAGCUGCUUUAGAUUUGUGUGUGUGUGUGUGUGUAUAUGUAGUAUGAUGUUUUGAACAAGUGAGAUUUCAAUCCUAUUUUCAUGUGUUCAUA